Musca domestica (house fly) is the source of this 2912-nucleotide messenger RNA. RefSeq lists its product as uncharacterized. Bases 153 to 1604 code for a protein of 483 amino acids. The record is from RefSeq and is a predicted model, not a curated record. The transcript is spliced from 3 exons. NCBI's taxonomy places the organism in Eukaryota, Metazoa, Arthropoda, Insecta, Diptera, Muscidae.
UGUUGGAGUUGGAGCAUAUAUAAACAAAAAAUCAAAGUUUGAAGGAAGAAAAAAAACGAAGAAAAAUUUGUAUUUCUCUUGGGCAGAAACAAAACUGCUACAAAAUUAAGCUUUCAACGGCAACAAAACAAUAUAAACGGAAAAAAUCAAAAAUGAAAUUGGAGCCGAACGUAAAUGGGAGUCCGAGUCCUUUGGUAACACCAUUGAAAAUUUCCGCAACUCUUGGGGGAACGAAGGUGGAGCCCGCUAUACCACAAGCUCCACCGCCGCCAGAGACGCCGAAAUCUGAAAACGAAGAGGAUUUCGAUCAAUUUCCGGAAGCUGAUGAGGAUUUAGAUGAUGGCAACGGUAGUUGUGUAAAAAAUGAAAAUGGUAGUGAGUUUAGUUCGGAAUUGAAAACCUUUGCAAAAGUGGAUGAGUCUGUCGACAAUGAAACGGGUGAAACGGAAGAGUCGUCCACGGGCAAAAAGAAAUCGGUGCGAAAAAAACGUUCCCUCAACUGGGAGGAAGCUGAGCGUGGCCUCUUAGUGGAAAUCAUUAAACCAAAGGUGGAAUUUGUGGAAAAUAAAUCAGUCGAUGCCAAAUCAAUUAAAUCGAAGCGUUUGGCGUGGUUACACGUUACCAAGCACUUCAAUGCAUUAAAUUUCCGUCAUCGUUCGAUGGAACAAAUACAGGUGCAGUGGCGCAGCAUGAAGAAUUCAGCUAAAAAAGAAUAUCAACAGAAAAAUCCAAAAUCUACAAACAUGCUGGAAGGUUUACAAAUGCUUGAGUUUAUGGAGGAAAUGUUAAAGGAGCCAGCCAUUGGUGGCACACGUAGUCAGACCCGUAACUCAGCAAUACAAAUUAAAAAAGAACUGCUCGACGAUUUGGACGAAGAAGAUGAUACACCCUUGGCCGCUUUACCUGCAACCCUUUUCAAUAAUACCAGUAACAGUGAAGAUACCCAACCUACAUCGACAUUAGCUCUAUCGCCAUCCACCUCGGCCGAAUCUCAGAAUUUAGAAUUUCAACAAAUUAGCGAAACCAUAAAUGAAGUGGUGCCCGUGAAGAAAAGAAAAGUGUUACCAAAAUUAAAGGAGAAACCAGCUAAAGAAAAGGACAUAAAAUCGCCGGGUGACAAACCCGUUAUAGGUUUAAAAAUAAAACGACAAAAAUGUGAAUCUGCUGCAUCGAUGGGUGAUCUGGAAAACUCUACAGCUGGUGUCACAAUGACGAUACCCUUAACAUCGAAUCUCAAUGCAAAUUAUGUCGCUCCCAUGGAAAACAAACCAGCAACACAUACCACUUCCAACCUGUCAACACCGCCGCCAUCACCGCCGGCAUCUAGAGAUGAGAAAUUCAAAAAACAACUGUUUGAUUUAAUGAAACGUGCACGUUUAGCUGAAAUGGAUUUUGCUCGCAAGGAACACGAACAGAAAUUGCGCCAUGAACAACAAGAACAGGAUAUUAAAUUACGUUAUAUGCGUGAAUUGCACGAACAACGAAUUCGUUUAGCCCUAUUGGAACAUGAGGCUCGCAUGCGUGUCUACUCUCAAGUCAGUAAUAAGUCAUCGACAAAUGAAAUGGCAGCAACACUUCCGGCACUGACAAUGGAUACACAAUAGACAAUAUCAUAGGAAACUUUAAACGGUAUUUAUGUAUAGACGCAAUUAUUGAUAAUAUUCUAUAUAGAGAGUAUGUAGAACUAACCGUUCAUCUCAAAUCAGUUUGAAAUACUAUGCCAGAUGUAAAAUUGGUUGAGGCGAAACCAUCUUCUUCACAUGUUCAGUCGUUUUUAAUAGUCAGCGACUUUUAAAAUAUUGCUGUGCUGUAAUUUGGUUUAUUCUUGGAGAAGAAUUUGAAUUACCAGUAAUGUAGUUGUCAAAUGGCAUCUAAACUGAUGACAGUUCAUCCAAACCUAACUAAUGAUUUGAUUUUCUUCAGGUCAAGGGCAAUUUUCCUGCAGUUGACAAUAUGUUCUCAUGCGAGAAUUUUGGGAUUUUAAUGACGAAAUUGUUCCAUAUUUCAUUUAUCUUCAUGGACACAAAUUAACCGUGAAAAAUACUAUCUUGAAAGUAUUUCUUCUACUACCAUCUUAGGGUUACAUAUGCGUCAAUGUUUUAUUGUUUGCAAACAUUUUGUGAAUGUGUCCCACUACCAAAACUCCUUUAAUGUUCGGUUUUGUUUAUGGUUCCCAUUUUCCAAAAAAAAAAAAUUGCUUGAAGCUGUGUUUAUUUUGGGGCAAGUUUUGAAGUUAUAGAAACGUAUUCUUUAUAAUUUCUUUAUCUCUUUUCGUUCGUAUGCGAGGUAAAAUGACUGUUAGUUUGUGUGUAUAGUAUUACGAUUUAUUACAUUUUGCAAUUUUCGAUUAGUCUUACCUGCAUAGUGGCCUAUCUAACAAUACAUGAGCAAUAGUUAUUAAAGGGUUCCUCUGAAUAAAUGUUGAAACUUGAGUUCCUGUUUUAAUUUAUUACAAACCAAUAUGCAUUUUAAUACUAAACCAGAUUCUCAUUUUUUGUUCGAAUCUGUUAAACUGAUGGUUUAUGUUUAGCUUUUAUUAUUCUUGUUUAGUCUGAAGACUAUUUUCUCUUAUUGUCAUACUUUUCUCUAUUGAUCUUUGUAAUGAAGCCCUGCAUGGGUCCCCUAACUUUGCAGGUAAAUUAAUUUUAUUUGCAUAAAUUUCAUAAGUAUUUUUGCUAUGCUUAUGUGACAAAAUCUAUUGGGUUGAGUUUUAAUUUUGAAUAUUUUGCAAGUUUUACUUUUUUAUAUUCUACUUUGUUGUUGUAACAGUAAUAUGUUCCGUGUUGCUUUCUGUUGGUCAGAUUCUAAUUCCAAACUCAAAAGUGCAGCUACUUUCAAAGACUGUAGACAAGAUUUUCCAAAGUGCAGCGUAGUAUGCGGGCCUGUGUCGUACGCUAGGCAGACUUUUUGCA